GGUAUAGCUCAGUGUUAUGGGUGAUACAAAAGAAGCAAAAAUGCAGAUAACACCAGAAACUCCAGGACGAGUCACAAUCUUGAAUCCUUUUGAAAGUCCCAGUGAUUAUUAUACUCUUCAGGAGCAGAUUGUCUCCAGUCCUUCAGUUUUUAAAUCAACGAAAUCCUCAUCUACACCAGGAAAAUUUAGAUGGUCUAUUGAUCAGCUUGCUCUAAUAAAUCCUGUGGAAAUUGACUCGGAAGAUGUUCGACGCCAAGCAAUGUAUUUGAGUCAUGCUAGAAUUGAUAAGGAGACAGAAGACAGAAGGCAAAAAGCCAUUGAGGAGUUUUUCACAAAAAGACUCAUAGUUCCUUCUCCUUGGACUGAACAUGAAGGCAAGCAAGUUUCUCAGCUUAAUUCAACUAAAUCCAUAGAUCUAAAUAACAUCUCUCCAAUUGGAAGACAGCUGACUUUGCAGCCUGGGAAAAGCAAUGCUGCUUGUCAGACAGUACUGUCUUUGCCAGUGGAUUUUAAUUUAGAGAAAAUACUAGGUGAAUAUUUUAGAACUGAUGAAUUCGCAGAUCAGUCUCAGGAAAAUCUGAGCUCUUCAUCACUCAGAAGAAAGCUGUUUUUAGAAGAAAAUGGAAGUGUAUCUGAGUGUUUGUCCCCUUCUCUGCAUAGUCCAUGUGGUAGUCAGCCACUUGGAGUGCUUUGUUCAAUUGAUAUAUCUCCAGUUCGGUGCAGAAGCCCUCUGGAAACAUCUAGUUCAGGUCAGUUUUCCUCAAGCCCUAUUCAGGGAGGAACAAGGGCUUACAGUCUUGGAAGUAUAACCAGUCCCACAUUUCCAGAGAGGUCUCCUGCACAUAAUGGUUCUCCUACUUUUUCACCAAUUGCUUUUCACAUAAGAAAGACACCACUGUCAGGUAGGCUUUAA
Molecule: messenger RNA, 913 nt
Organism: Balearica regulorum gibbericeps (East African grey crowned-crane)
Lineage: Eukaryota; Metazoa; Chordata; Aves; Gruiformes; Gruidae
Source: RefSeq, a predicted model, not a curated record